CCGUGAUAUAUCCAUCCUUACGUUCAUCCCUCUGGGCUAUGCCUAUCCCGCACCUCUCUCCAUCACAUCACCACUCACGCCUCAAGACUCAGAAUCCGAUCAAAUACUUUCAUAAAUAUCUCAGACAUAGCGCCGCUGGGCACCCACCAUUCUCUAUCUAUCGUCCUCUAAAUCCCCCCUCUCCUUCCCAACCCCAGGUAUCAAUAACCCCUAGCCCGUAGGCCAGGACUAACAAUAAGAAAUAUGCAACACAUAAAAAGGGAAAAAAAAAACGAAGGUAUCCUAUCAAAAAAGUCGCCGCGCCACAUGAUG
Messenger RNA from Mytilinidion resinicola, 312 nucleotides. RefSeq lists its product as uncharacterized. Lineage: Eukaryota; Fungi; Ascomycota; Dothideomycetes; Mytilinidiales; Mytilinidiaceae. Bases 39 to 221 code for a protein of 60 amino acids. The transcript has a single exon. The record is from RefSeq and is a predicted model, not a curated record.